This is a messenger RNA of Micromonas commoda, 1565 nucleotides long. RefSeq names its product ANK protein. NCBI's taxonomy places the organism in Eukaryota, Viridiplantae, Chlorophyta, Mamiellophyceae, Mamiellales, Mamiellaceae. The record is from RefSeq and is a predicted model, not a curated record. The transcript has a single exon. Gene Ontology annotation, molecular function: protein binding. Bases 1 to 1329 code for a protein of 442 amino acids. Gene Ontology annotation, cellular component: cytoplasm; nucleus.
AUGAGCGGCAGCGACUACGAGGAGACGCUCGACGAGGAGGAGGAGGAGGACGAGCAGGAGGAGCACACCCUCGAGGACCAGCUCAUCGAGGCCGCGGGCGCGGGUAGGCUCAUCGAGGUCGACCGGCUCAUCGCCGAGGGCGUCGUGGACGUCGACGGCACCACGCGCGAAGAUCACUCGAGGGCGCUGCACCUCAGCGCGCAGAACGGGCGCCCGCUGGUGACCAACUCGCUGAUUCGCGCGGGCGCGGACGUGAAUGCCACGAACGACGGCGGCGACACCCCCCUCAUCCUCGCCUCCCUCAACGGCCACGGCAGCAUCGUCGACGCCCUCCUCAAGUCCGGCGCCAACGUGCACGCCACCGACCAGUUCGGCUCGUGCGCGCUCUUCUACGCGUCCAGACAAGGCCACUGCGGCCUCGUCGACGCCCUCCUCAAGGCGGGCGCGGACGUCAACGGCUCCCGCGUCACCGCCCUCCUCAUCGCGUCGCGGUUCGGCCACGCCUCGGCCGUCGUCAAGCUCCUUCAAGCCGGCGCGGACGUCACCGCCACCGACGACGACGGCAACACCGCGCUGCAUCGAUGCGCGUUGGAGACGACGCCCGCGGCGGUGUACGGGGGUCAGACGGGACAGGUCGUGGAGGCGCUCGUCGCCGCGUGCGCCGACAUCGAGGCGCUCAACAAGAACGGUCUCACCCCGCUGGAGCUCGCGCACAACGGCCUGGCGAACGGGACGUCCGAGUGGCAGAAGCUGCGGUGCAGGGAGACGGUUGAGGUGCUGGAGGUGGCGAAGGACAUGACGACGGGUCUGCGCCGAUGGCUCAUGGCCGCGGGACUCGCGGAGCAGUGGAAGGAGUUCGCGCGGUUGGGCGCCAAGGAGAAGGAGGACAUCGAGAUGAUCGAGAGGGACGACGUGCGAAGGGACAAGGGCUCGUCCUUGACGCCCAUACAGGUCAACAGGCUGUUUCGAGCCAUGGCGCAGUGCGCCGAGCGACCAGGCGAGCCGCUCGCGAUGGGGGACAAGUUCGAAUCGUUCCUCCACGCGCACAGACUGGACGAUUACUGCGCGCACUUUCGCGUCCUCGGCGUGGCGUUCGAGCGGGACCUCCUGGACAUCACCGACGCGCAGCUGACGCUCAUGGUGGAGAGGCACGGCCUUAAGAUCCUCGACAGGCGACGGUUCGACAAGGCGAUGGUUCUGCUUCGUCGGAAGCUCGCGGGGCCGCACCCGCCGGGUGAGGAGUCGGGCGCGGGGGAGGAGGAGAGGCACCCGAUCCGGGUCAAGAAGGAGCGAGGGGGGGCGGGCGAGCUCGGCGGCGGGUCGGAGUGAUGCGUGAUGACACAUAUGACACAUAGUGCGACUCAUCAUCAUCUUGACUGUGUACAAAGCGCGAGAGGCGAAAAACAAAACUGUUCCGCCCCAGCUUUUUUUUGGGUCGAAGGGCCUUUUCCUACGUGGCGGGAGAAGGGGGGUGGCGAGAGAGCGACCGUUUGAUUGAACUUGAGCCGGGCGAUUGGGGAAAAUUAGACUGGGCGUUGAGGGUUCGGAGAAAAAAAACUGCCGCC